This is a messenger RNA of Drosophila rhopaloa, 705 nucleotides long. RefSeq lists its product as uncharacterized. Gene Ontology annotation, molecular function: DNA binding. The coding region runs from base 63 to 584 and encodes 173 amino acids. The record is from RefSeq and is a predicted model, not a curated record. Lineage: Eukaryota; Metazoa; Arthropoda; Insecta; Diptera; Drosophilidae. The transcript has 2 exons.
ACUAUCGCAAAAAGCUUUCACCACUAUAUUGUAUUUUGUUAAUUUUAGAACACAAAUCGAAUAUGCGAAAUUAUAAGAGGAAAACCCCCAAAAGAGAUCCCGCUAUUCUUCGUGGAGCAGUGGCAGCAAUGAAAUCGGGAAUUUCCCUAAGAGCGGCAUCCAAUAUAUUCGGAAUACCACGAAGUACACUACUGCUCCAUCGCCGAAAUAAUGAAACGAUAAUACCAGACGAUCCGGAAACAGAGGUUGACAUUAACGAUGUGGAGAUAGCGCCAAUAGGAUACAAAACAGUAUUUACCCAAGAGCAGGAAACAGUUUUGGAACACUUUCUUUAUGUAGCCAAUGACUACUUUGGAUUAACUUCGAAACAGACCCGAUCUCUAGCUUAUCAAUAUGUUAAACACAUUAAUGUCGUCUGUCCAAUUUCUUGGCAACGUGACGAAAUGGCGGGAUUGGAAUGGUUUCGUAACUUUAAAGUCCGACAUCCAAAAUUAACUCUGGCAAAACCCGAGGGAACCAACAUGGAUCCCAUGAAUGUUGCUGAGUUCUUUGCGAAUUACUUUUCGGUAGUAAAAGCUGAGUAAAAUCAAUGGUAUUACGAGCACUAGAGUUUACCGGAGAUAAAGUACAAACGGAAUGCAGAUUUCGGCGCCUGGAAUAUGACUAGAAAUGGAAAUCUGUCAUGCUUUAACCAAAUCCGAAUGA